UUUAUGCACCCGUUCGGAAUCAUCCACCGAGAGUGGCCAGCGGCUGGCGAAAAAACAGUCUCUGAAGCAGAUUUUUUUUGUCUUGAUUUCCUUCCUCUUGUUUCUUCUACUAGGACUUUGUGGGGGACUGAGUGAGAAAGUGAUUGCGUUUAGAAGAAACGGCAACUGGACCGCUACUGAAAAACGCAGCGAAGACACCGAAAAUUCACCUGUUUCCCGUGCGUUCAGUAACAGAUUGUGUGUUUUGGUGCUACUACUGGGGACGAAAUUGUUAAAUUAUUUGCAGGAAGGAAUAAACCCAACGGGAAGUGAACACAGAAUUGAACAAUGUAUGUAGAUAAAUCUCUAAGUGGUGAUUUAUUUGCCACGAAGUCUCGUCGGAGUUAGCUGUUGUCGGGAAUCAAAUCUUCUUCCUUUGAUAAUCGAGAAGACUCACCAGAUCGAACCAACGGAGACAAUUUGUGUGUUGGUGUCUGCCGCUGAUGUCCUAAGGAAAGCUUCUUCCAAGUGUGCAAGGGUGAAUUACUACCAAUAUGCUAAUACUAUCAACACAAAGCGUGAGAUAAAAGCAAUAUGUGUGUUCAUCAAAAGAAAGUGCAAUAGCAAAACAUCUGUUCGAACGCGUAUGCUGUCUGGAAUAACAUUUGAGCUAUCUGCCGAAUCAAGUGAAAGUGAAAAAUCAAUGCGCUAGUUGCGAUUAGAAGGCUGCUGAUAAGGAUCGAACAUAAAACACGGCGAGAGUUACUGAUUUUGGUCGAACUCAAACGCAGCGGGGAAAUAUGGAAAUUCGGCUGGCCUAGUCGAGAUAGGGUUACUUCAUGUUCGGCUCGGGAAAAUAAAUUCAAAAAUAUAUUUUCUGAGCCGUGUGCGGGAAUGAGAUGAAGCGAUAAAGCCAAGGCGAUUGAAAGCGAAAGCGAGGUGGAAAAUAAAAGAAUAAUAUUUUAUUACACUUGGAUUAAAAGCCGCUAGGUGCUCCCGCAGUGCGGUUAAUGUGUGUGCGAGGCAAGAAAGGAAUGAAAUGACAGCAUAAAUUUACUACCCAAAAAAAACCGUACAAAGUGUGUAGAAUAAAGCGGAGAAAAAAAUUGUAAUUGUUAUUGAUCGGAGGAAAGUUAACGAAUAAAUAAAAAAGGAAUGGGAAUUAGUGAAAGGAAGAAGACGAAAGAAAAGCGAGUCGUGGUGACCAUGGAGUGAUUUUUCUUUCUUGGUCCUUUGCAGCCGUGCCAACAAUACAUUUGCAUGAACGCCGAACCUGUAAUUAAUAAUAAUAGUGUGUAAGGAAAAACCAGCCAAACGUGGCCAAACGAGUGGCAAGUGUUGAUGCUAGCAGCUCAAACUGCUAACAAUUGUGUAGUGUGUUGGUGUAAUCACUUUCUUGCAUACGAAAUUUAUGCUCAGUGAGUUGAGAAUAACAAGAAAAUCAUCGUCACUAGGGAAACCCUCGAGAAAAUCCCAGACCCAGGGCAGAUUAGUGUUUGCGCUAGCACAAUUCCCUCCGUGCAGAGAAGAAAAGUGGCUAAAGCAGUGUUCAGCAAAAAAAAAGCAGUAAGCGAAGAAGCGUUUUACCUCCUCAACUCCUGGCGCUCCUCCUUCCGAUUGGCCGUCAGUGUAUCAGUGUGGGAAAAUACAAAGCUCCUCGCUGGUGUUAGUGGCUCCCCCAAGAAGCGAAUCGUUUUUUUUCCUCUUAUUUCAAGAGCAUCAUACAGGUUUCCAACGUUUAGCAGCAGCCAACCGACAGUUAUUGUGUGUAUCGAAGAGGCUCCUCAUUGCCACGAUACUGUCUCGGAUUCCAUAUACUACUAACAUAUACAGGAAAUGAUUUGGACGCGAGCUAAUCAUGUUCGAAGAUCCCACGCUUAACUCAUCUGCUGACGCUUCUGGAUGCGAAAAAUGGAGCGACAGUAGCAGCGAUAGCACCAGCAUCACUAGACUGUUGAACGUCCAAGUACCACUAGUGCCCGUGGCCUGAGAUGAGGGCCCCAAUCGGUAGAGUGGUGGAAUCGUAACUGGGCUUCCUCGUGGCUUGAGCUGGUGUCGGAGAACGGAACGGACCACCCUCCCGGGUAGGUGCACCAGACGCCGAAGAGUCUAGGUGUGCAACGGUGUGUACAUCCGUUUGAUUUACUUCUUGUUUGCCACCGAAUCCCAACGCGGCCCACCGGAAUUGAAACUCAGCAUCGUUAGAGCUUAUGACAGCUUAAAUCGGAAUUUUUCCACCACCAGGGUGGAUCAACACGGUGGAAAAACUCGACAGUAGCAAUGAACGCGUAACGAAAAAAAACAACAUGAAGGUCUCGAGUGGAGAUGCCUCUCUUGUUCGAAGUAACCAAUAGCAAACCCUCGAGGAUAAUCAGCGAAAAUUCAAACCACGUGUUUUGAAGCGACUGAAUGCGGGGAAUUGAGCGAAGAUGAAAGUGAUUUAUCAUCACGUCAGUGGUGCUUAGUUAGGGGAAACUUCCAAGCUGGACGGAAGCGACCGAAUUUUCAAGUGACACAAAACACGAUGCCAAAAAGUGUGUUUUCGCUGGAAAGAAUUGCAUUACAAGUAUAAUGUAACAAAGCCCGUGGAAAGUGUGAUUAGUGGAGUUUUGUGGUGGAAUCUCGGACGAAGUGGCAGAAAAUGCUGAAACAUGUAGACUUUGCACAAAUCCAGUUAAUUUGCGCAUCUCAUCGUUUCACGUCUGCUUAGGCCACAUUUUGGUGUAAUCAUUGUGGGCGGAAGGAGACGAGAAUCAAAAGACGGCAACGUUAAGUGAAUGGAAAGUUGAGAUUUGUAUCCACGCGUGGGCUUUGGAAUUGUAUACUUUUUGCCCCCAGGGGAGUGACGGGAGAAGCUUUUUAUUUCUCGAACAAAGCCACAAGAAACGUUUGUGAGAAAAACGAUUUAUCUUGGCCAGCGAGAACGAGGGAAAGUAAUUACAGGAAAACGGUGAUUUAUUGGAAGUGACGCGUGGAGAUUUUCUUUUUCUCUUCGACAACCUUCUGAACCCAAUGUCAUAAUUGAAUUUGGAGCAGAAGUGACAGUGUAACGUAUAGCGGAUUCAUCGUCCGGCUCUGUUUUUUGGGCAGUUUGCAGCAGACUUCGAGGAGGAUUGGUGGCAACGGGACUCCAACCCGCGACUAGUGAGCUCAGCUCUGUGUGCGGAGAAACUCACCGCGGCGUUCCUCGGGUUACAUUGGGGUACCAUUGAAAAAUUCCACCGAAUAGUAUGGCUUCGGUCGCCGCUUGGUUGCCAUUUGCACGGGCGGCGGCCAUCGGGUGGGUUCCAAUAGCAUCCCAUCCCCUACCAGCACCACCCGUAUUCAAGGACCGCCUUCGCUCGGAGGACGAGAAGCUGAUCAUCAAUGUUUCCGGCCGACGGUUUGAAACGUGGCGAACCACGGUUGAGAAGUACCCAGACACACUGCUCGGUUCCAACGAGCGGGACUUUUUCUACGAUGAGGAUAGCAAAGAAUAUUUUUUCGACCGCGAUCCGGAUAUUUUUAGACACAUAUUGAAUUACUAUCGCACUGGUAAGCUACACUAUCCUCGGCACGAGUGUUUGCUCAGCUACGAUGAAGAAUUAGCAUUUUUCGGUAUCAUGCCGGACGUGAUUGGAGACUGCUGUUACGAAGACUAUCGGGAUCGAAAACGCGAAAACGCCGAACGACUGAUGGACGACAAACUGUCGGAGAAUAGUGAUAAUAAUCUGCAGCAGCUGACCAACAUCAGACAGCGGAUGUGGCGAGCAUUCGAGAAUCCACAUACUUCCACUGCCGCCCUCGUGUUCUACUAUGUUACGGGCUUCUUCAUUGCUGUAUCUGUGAUGGCUAACGUGGUCGAGACGGUUCCCUGCGGGUUGCGUCCGGGCCGUGCCGGAACCCUGUCCUGCGGCGAACGUUACAAGAUUGUCUUCUUCUGUUUGGAUACGGCUUGUGUGAUGAUAUUCACCGCUGAAUAUCUGCUUCGGUUGUUUGCCGCCCCCAAUCGGUGCAAGUUUGUCCGGAGUGUGAUGAGUGUAAUCGACGUGGUCGCAAUCAUGCCCUACUACAUCGGGCUCGGAAUCACCGACAACGAUGACGUGUCCGGUGCAUUUGUGACGCUACGAGUGUUUCGCGUGUUCCGAAUUUUCAAAUUUUCCCGCCAUUCGCAAGGUCUGCGGAUUCUGGGGUACACCCUAAAAUCAUGCGCCUCCGAACUGGGCUUCCUCGUGUUCUCUCUCGCUAUGGCCAUCAUCAUCUUUGCCACUGUGAUGUUCUACGCCGAGAAAAACGUAGACGGUACAAACUUCACUUCUAUCCCAGCAGCUUUCUGGUACACGAUUGUCACAAUGACAACGUUAGGUUACGGUGAUAUGGUGCCAGAAACAAUAGCCGGUAAGAUCGUGGGAGGCGUCUGUUCCCUGAGCGGUGUGUUGGUCAUCGCGCUACCCGUACCUGUAAUCGUGUCCAACUUCAGCCGCAUCUAUCACCAGAACCAGCGGGCGGACAAGCGGAAAGCACAGAGGAAAGCACGUCUUGCACGAAUACGAAUAGCGAAAGCGGGCGCUAGUGCGGCGUUCGCGAGUAAGAAGAAGGCUGCCGAGUCGCGGCUAGCGGCACAGGAGUCCGGCAUCGAACUGGAUGACAACUACAACGAUGAAGACAUCUUCGAGCUACAGCAUCACCAUCUGUUAAGAUGUUUAGAGAAGACUACGGACCGGGAGUUUGUCGAGCUAGAAACUCAGUACAACGGCCAAACCAAGCGGCCAGGGUCACCAUCGCCGAUGGCCAGCCCCUCCCACUCAGCCAACACCGCAACCGGCAACACCGGGCUGCUCAAUUCCUACUGUAUUCGGUGCUGUUCCCAACGAUAUCAGCCAAAUCUAUAAUGGGAUUUUCAGAUACAGAAUUACACCUCGGCGAAUCAAUGAUGUCCGGAAGACGAUAUUCCGCUGCGGGAGAGAAAGAAGUCAUAAUAGAUUCCACCAGCCACCGGCGAGAACCAAUUUGAGUGAGCGCAUCAGUUGAUAGUUCCCGAAGUCCCGAGGAAAAAAAACCAGCAGAAGCCCAUCACAGCCAUUAUCAGCCACAGCCACACAGUCAUCUCGCGGGGAGGCAACUUGUGGGCCGCCCCUAAUUCUGUCUGAUACCCACAGGGAUUUCUCUCCAGCAGCAAUAUUCGUCAGCCCGUCAGUAGUAAGUCACGUUUUUUUCCAGUCGUCGUCGUCGUGGUCGCCAAUGAAUGAGUAGAGCAGGAGCAGAGUGGUCGCAAUGGAUAGUAGCGAGUGAGCCACGAGAACGGACCAGUUGAUUGAGUCGCCCAAUCUGAAGUGUAGUGUAGGCUCCACCGAGGCAAGCAGCACACAACACAUCAACCACACCCUCGACACACAUUGACACUGCACUCUACAUUAAUAUGCACCACACUGCUCAUCAUCGUCAUACAAUAAAAGAAAAACAAACACUAAUUUAGAGUUAAUAAACAAAUUAUAGAUGUACAGUGUUAUUCUUUCUACAACUGAGAUGAACAUUUGAAAAUGAAAAUAUAGAGAGAGAACAAACAAUGAGAUAUAUACAUAUUAAGAGGUAAACUAACACGUAAACAAAAAACCAAAUUUAGGGUAGCGAUUGAAUUUAACGAUUAACACCUAGUCGAAAGCAAAACCAUCCCAAGGUUCUGUUCAUAGAAUUAAAAGGAAGAGAGAAAGGGAAGGAGGAAUGUGGAAAAUAGCUUUAAUUACUUCGACUACUACUAUUGAAAUAAUUUCAAAAGAAACCCAAUAUAUCAAUGAUAAUGUUCUCUAAAGAAUGGAAGCGACUGUUUCUCGACAGCAUAGUUAAAGUAAUAAGAAAAAAAAAAGAAAAAAAUGACAACAAUAACAACAACAAACUUGAAAGAUCACAUAUCAUGUGUGAGACAAAAAAAAAUGUUACUGCGAAUCAGUACCAGUAGAGCUAGGAAUCAAGUAUGGAGGAACGUUAUGAGUUUAUCAUGAGAAUGGGUUGUGUUUUUUGUUGUAUAUCAGUUCGGUUGGUUGAAUUUUUAAGAAUGUAUCAAUCUAUAUCUACGUUCGCACGCAGUUGAGUGACUUAAACAUCUUAUAUUGCAGCCUGCACGAGGUGAGGUUAGUUUUCGCUGUUCUGGAUGAACUCAUUAUUGUAUUGUUAAUGGAAUCACAUCAACGAAAUUCAAUGUAUCACUUUCUUUUUGAAAAGAAAUUGGAUGAGAAUGACAUGUACCAGCCUAUGGUUUAAAAACUAGUGUUCUUAAGUUUUCAGAGUCAAACAAAAAAAAAACAAAAUUGAGUAGAAGACAUGUUAUUUUAUUAUUUCUUUUUGUUUCUUUCGAUAAAAAAAAAUGGCGAAAAUAGUAAUAAUUUAAUGUAUAACUUUUAACCGGUUGGUUGAUCAUUGCAAAAGCAAGUCGUAUCCGUAACUUCAAACGACAUAUCGGUCGAAAUCAUUGGCGUGGGUGGUAUUGAUUCACUGGAUUUCCUUUUUUUCAAAAACGACCCUUCGCUGACAUAAUUUAUUAGCUGAUCAACUGAAAAUCAUUCAAAGUCGUUGUGAGUUGAUAAAAAGAGAAUGAUAGGUACAACAGAGUUUCGUUUGGUGAUCUCGGAAGCAGAUGCGGUUUGCUGAUCUCCCAAACCUCAUUGUGGUGUAUUUUGCGAAAAGAUCUUGGGCUACAUGCUUAAUGCAGGUCGAGAAGGAGUUUGAGGUAGUUUUCUCACAAGAGCCCUUCUCAGGGCUAGAGACGAAUGAACUUUAAAGUUUAAAGACUAGAGAUCUCUCCAAGAGCGCGUCUUUCGGAUGCCUGGACUGCAUCCGAAAUCGGAGCUAAACUGUUCCCAAAAAAAAGUUGUUUAUCACGAAAAUCACUAUUAGGACAAAGAUAUUGUGUUCUGGUCGGACCUAGCUUCAUGCUACUACGCAAAGGCCACCCUGGGAUGGGCCCCAUACCAUGUCCCAGUCGGUGUACGAAAAUGGUUGGGAAGCCUAGUGACCUAAUUUGAGUCCAAAUGUUCACUGUCGGAUGUUCCCGAACCAACGAGAAGCCGCACGAAGCAACGAAAAUUUUACAGCCGCAAGUGACUCCAUCCGAAAUGUGCCAAAUCAGUCAAUUGAACGGUGUUCUUAUGAAUUGGGCAUCUCCCAACCCUCAUUGUGGCGUUUUUGGCGAAAAGAUCUUGGACUACAUCCUUACAAGAUCAAAUUGACUCAAGAACCAAAGUCAGUUGACCAUAUGAAGCGCCGAAAUUUCUUCGAUUGGGCUCUGAUGAUGAUUUUCAUCCCAAAACCAUCUUCAGCGAUGGCCGUCAAUGGAGAACGCUAUCGCGACAUGUUGAAAGACUAUUUUUGGCCAGAAUUGGAAGAUCUUAACAUCGAUGAUAUGUGGUUUUAACAAGACGGUCCCACUUGCCACACAGCAAACGUAGGCUUUUUAUGGGACUACAUCAAGUCACUAGCCUAUGCCAACCAGUCAGAAACUUUAGAAGUGCUCAGAGACAACAUCCAACGUGAAAUUCGCAACAUUCCGGUCGAAAUGUGUGGUCUAGUAGUGGAAAAUUCGGUCCAACGGAUCGAUCACUGCAUCCUCAAAGAAAGACCCGUUAUUUAAUUGAAUUUAAAAAUAAAUUACCAAAAGUGUUUUCAUUUUGUCUCGCUACUUAUGAUUCACCCGUUAGUUUCAGAGUCUUCUGGAGCCCUUUUUCCAUAUGACAGUCAACCCACAUAUGACGAUCUUGACGAAUCGAUUUUCCAAACGGCCAUACAAAUGAAACACAAAUUUCUGCAUAACUCGAGAACUAAUCGAGCAAAGGGGUAAGGCGAAGGGGUCGAGAAAGGAAUCGUCCGAUUCAGAUGCCAUCAUUUUAUUAUAUUUUCUGUAUCAAACAUGUAUUCCAUUUAAGGGAGAACCAUGUAAUUUGCAAGUGAUAGAAAAAACUUAGGUCUAAAAAAAAAUUAUAUCAUAAUGACUAGUAGGGGAAAAGGGGGGAAUUUGGACCACCUAAGCAAAUCGCUUAAUAUUUCCAAACCAAUACGGUCUAAAUAAAAAAUGUCACACUUGUUUUCUCUCAAUCAAUAAUGUUUAAUCGAUAUAUCAAGCUUGAAACUUUAUUUGGUAGUUCAUAAAAUAAAAGAGAUGAUUUUUGGGCAUUAAAAUUUGAUGCGGGGUGAAUUGGACCAUCUGUGGGGUGAUUUGGUCCAGCGUGCGUUUCAUCGAAAAAACAUACUUAUGUUUAUGUAAAGUAUUUUGGGAUAGUGUUACAAUCAGAUUCAUGCAGAAUUUAAGAAUUUUUCAUGAUAAUUUUUCUGAUCUGGAAUCUGUUGUUCGAGCAUUUUCAAACACAUUCGUUGUUGGUCAAAGAUAAUACGUUCUUGAUGGCCUGAGUUGCUCUUUCAAGCUUCUCCUUCUUCCAACGUUGUCUGCCCAUCCUCUUUUUGACGUUGGACUACGUCUUUCAUUUCUAUACUGGGGUGUAAGUUCAAAGUUUCGAAAACGAAAGCGUUACGCCCGAGAACGAGAUUUUGAGCGUUAAUAGCUCCUAAACAACUGAACGAAAUAGUAUGAUAAACACUUCAUUCGAAAGAUAAAAUGUCUACGCGUUAUAUGCUUGUUACUUUUUGAUCCAGAAACUUGUUUCAAUAGCCCUAAAAUUGCUUUCAAAACAGACUAUUGAAAUCACACCAAUCGGUAUAUAAGCGAGUGUCACUCGGAAAUCCACUCAGUUACGAUUGCGCAACGAUUGAGGUACGAUCGCUGGAAUGGAUGGAUGUUUCCCUAACACAGACUUCAAAACCAUGGAGCCUGUGGAAAUCGGCAUAGCAAAUUAGAUGCAAGCUGCGGGUGCUUUUGUACUCGCUUGCGUUUCUGGAAAUCGGAAUGUUUCUCUAACUUUUGUACUCGCUUGCAUUUUUGCAAACCGGAAUGUGUUUUCCCAAUACAGAUUCCGAAACCAACAAGUUGGGAGAAUCGGCAUUGCGGAUACAUUCAAGUCGGCAAUACUUUUAUACCCCCAAACAUUUUUACACUCUAGAAUUCGUUUAGCUAUCACGGUCUACAAAAGCGGGUACAAAUGCAACGCUCACUGAACUUCUACGCAUACCGUUUGAUGAUUAGGCAACAUGUUGAUAACUAUUUGCUGCGAUAACUACAUGAAUUGCAUGUUAACUUAAAUUGAGAUUUGUUUGCAAUUGAAUUCGUAAAUAGUUUCAUUCAUUCACUAUUUUAAUCAAUAAUUAAAUCAAUACACAAAAGAUAGCACUGCGCAGCGGCGAUAUCGUACCCAAUGAGGAUCAUCCGAGGGAUUAUUACUAAUUUAAUAAAAACAAAUGAUUACUAACAAAACGGCAGUCCUACGUCAUCCUUGCGGUUAUAUCAUAGGUGUGACCAAUCCAUAGUUUUGUAAUUCCGUGACAUCUGGAAUCAAUUAGAUCAAAGAAAAGCCUCAAACUUGUAGGACCAAUUCACCCCACAAAAACGUGUCCAUGUCACCCCACACAACAUGCAAAAAUUAAAAUGCAAUUAAUGUCAUUUAUUGUUAUCAAACUUACAGUUUCUCUGCAUCAAAUUGUUCCUCUUCUGUAGACGAACAGAACUUUACUGCACAAUACACGAAAAAUUAGUUUAACACUAAACCUACCACGGCGGGGUCAAAUCUCGCUUAACUUUUGAAAAGGUCCUAUGUAACAAAAGUAAACAAAUCGAGUUAAUGGAUGCACGCUAUUAGUUUUCAAUCAUUGAAUGCAUUACAAAAACAAUCGUUCAUGUAUCUACCUUAACCACGAUCGAAAACUCACAUUUUUUGACAAUCAAAGUGCUUGUUGUGUUCAUGCUACCGUUUCCUCCCACCUGUCGAAUUUAUUUUUUAGUUUUUUUACGUUAGUUACAUACGGUUCAAUAAUGAAGAAAAUGACAUUAUAAAAAUCCAAGUUAAGCCGUACUUUUUAAGAUAAAGGGGUGGUCCAAAACAGCCCAUAUGUCCAACUUACCCCGUGUUACCCUACUGGUAGAAGUACUAAGAAAAUUUAUAGCAGAAGGAAUUUGUAAAGGGUAAAAAUCAGUUGUGCGAUUGAACCCAUGGACGUUCGCUUAGUAAGAAAAUGUGAAUGUUUGAUAGUAAUUAUAACAAAAAACCAUUUUGAGCAAGAUGAAGUUUGCAGGGUUGGCUAGUGGUUAAAUAAACUUCAGAAAUACGUAUGUCAAGUAAUUAAACAACAUGAUGUGAAAAUUUCCAUACAAAGUUUAACAUUUGAUAACUGGCGUGUGGUACUCAAAUUAUGGCCCCUAAUUCAAAGUCACCACCAGGCGUCGACACUGUAAAUCUGUCAUCGCGGAUUGGAAAUGAGCUUUUGCUUCAUCCAGCAAUUUCUCAUGAAUCAACAGUCAUUCGGACGUUUUCGUUGCUCCCUUUUCUACGACGCCCGGUGCUCAUUUUGUUCUUCACCGUCAAAUGGGCUUCACGGCAUAUUGAAGUGACUCCUCCCAAACUGAAUUCGUUUCUCUCUCAUUUCGGAUAUUAUUUGCGAAUACGUCGAAAUUUCUUAAAUAACUCUUUAGCAAGAAGUUCCGGGGACUCUGAGAAGGUUUAAUGGCUUGCGUGGUUUUGUAGAAUCAUUUCGAGAAGCAAAGAACUUCUCGAUGUUGCAAAAUCGGCCCAAAAAUAUUUUUAGAAACAUACAAGAAAAAAUAUUCUUCUGCUUUAAUGAUGAACUUUCGAUCAUUUUCAACCGUAUCUGCCAACUUUUUCUACCGAUUUUCCAUAUCAGAUGGUAUUUUGAUUGUUUUACCGAAUGGACGAAAAUUUGGACAAUUUUAUGGAUUCAUAGUUUAGGAAAAAAAAACAAUGAUUUAUUUUUUCAAUUGUGAUUUUUGAACUGUUUAUAAGCCUCGAGACUCGACACAUCUGCAUACCCGUUUCAUUCGAAUUUGAUUGCGGAGCACGAAUACCAUUACGGUUAAAGUCUUCGUUAAAGUUUGGUUCAAGUGGGGCUAUACAUACUUUUUUUUAUGUAGGGUAGGACGGGGCUAGUUAGUAAUAGGGGUUAAUUGGUCAAUGACAAUAUUAAGAAAUCUAAGCAUCCAAAAAAAAAGCGAUAUAUGGAUGAAAAAUAGCGAAUUGCUGAUGCAAUAAAAUAAGCAAAUUGGGAAAAAAAUAUUAAGUAGGUUGAAAAAUACGAACAUGGUACCGUUUUUACCAAAAAUCAUUCACUGUUUGGGCAGUAUAAAAAUAGUUUCAAAAAUGGUCAAUAAACAUGAAAAAAUCGGUUCUAACGUGAAACAAAGGUGUAUUGUAUGUAUUAGUUUUAAAUGUUAAUGGAAAUCGAUUUUAACAUUAUCUCUUUUGAAUUUUCAUGAAAAUUCUUUUUUCAUUUAUAGAGGGGCUAGUUGGUCAUAAAACGGCGGGGUUAGUUGGGCAUACAAAUAGCACCGUUGUAGAAAUUGCUCGUUUGAGAGCAACGCAUAUAAAAUUUUCAAGUAUGCCGCGUUUCAUUACGCAAGCUAUAAACAAAUAUAGGAAGCAUAAGUUUUACUGCGAAACCCUGUGUAUUUGAAACGAAACAACCUGAUACCAAUCACCGCACAAACCACUUACAAUAUAGUUGUCCUAUUUGUUUUUUUGCUGUAAAAAUUUCAUUAAAUAUAAUAAAUGCUAACAUUGAAUAUCAAUAAAUAACAAUAAUGCAUCAAGUAAUGUAGCAUACCAGGAGCUUAUUUCAAUAUACUUUGGAGCGAACGAAACUAAUUUCAAAACAAAUGUAAGCAAGAAACCGGUUGUGCGUAGAGACGUCGGUCAAUCGUUCGAUUAAUUCAAAUUAUCGAGCAUCUGCAAUUUUGAUCGAGUAAUUUAGAAUCGAAUAAUGAAAAAUCACAAUUUGAAUACAUCGAAUAAUUAUCGCAGUAAUCACGAUUAAUGAAUAAGGGAACCAUUUUUUUAAAAAACACAGUGUAAAAAAACACUGUGCAAAACUAUUUCAACAACAUUCGAGGAACUGGUAAUUUUGAACAGAAGAAAUUGUAUGUUCGUGCAGUAGAAAUAUUGUGCAUUAUUUUCAUGAUGUGCUCUUUUUUCAAUCGUCCGCAAAAAAUCAUGAAAAGGAAAAUUUAUCGAUAUUUUGAAAUAACAUUCCAUUCAAAAACCAUUAUUCUGAACCAUGUUUAUUUUAAAAUUAUAUUUUAUGUAACUUUUAAAAUUAUGACAUUUUUUAAAUGUCUGUUCAUUUUAAUUACAAGCAAUGAAUAUUCGCUCAAUUAAUCGAUUUAUUGAAUUAAUCGCUCAGUUAAUCGAAUAAACGAAAAAUUUAGACAUCUCUAGCUGUGCGCAUGCUCUGGAUUCUGAUGGCAGAUACAUGGAAGAGAAACAAAAUGACUGGAAAAGAUUGCCUGACUAAUUUACAACAAUGGAAUUCCACGCUAUCGAUUAAAAAGCCGGAAGCUACUAUUCUAAGCCGAGCCAGACUUAUGUAGUUUGCAUAUAGAAAAAAGAUGAGACCUUGAAGCUUUCAUUAAUUUGUUUUUCAAAAUUGUCAACAUUAUAUUUUUUAAAUGAUUUUGUUUUGAUUUAAUCAUUUAAUUAAUAAUUAAAGAAAACUCUUACGCUUAUUAUUUGACCAAAAAGAACAUGCCUAUUAUAUAAAGUGACCAGAUGGUCAGAGGUCUAACGCGGGACACAAAAAACAAAACGUUAUGUAUAUACGUUAUGUGAACAUAAACCAUAGUUUAGCGAGUCUAAACUGAUCAGUAUUAUUUCUUUCUGAGUAUCGGCACUCAGUUGUAAUUUUUCGGUGGUUUACAUUUUGUUUACGCCCGAAAAUCACUCGCUCAAUCAGAGCCUGGCAAGCACGAUUCAAAUUCUACAAUUUUCUUCAAAUUGCCGAAUGGAAUGCUCGAAAAUUUCGGUUCAUUUUUCAUCGAUUUUAAUGUUAACGUAUGCAUUCAAAAAAAUGGACUAAUUUCGGAUGGUGAUGGAAGAUAAUUUUAUUAAGUUUAUUAAGUCUACAACAAAAAUGAUUCAAGGAUGUUGAUUCGCAGCACUGUCAAGCAACUUGAUGAUUUUUUCAUACUGUAAGCUCCACCCCACAGCGAAGGAGUUCGGCAUCCUGAGGCACUUUGUGUCCGCCAGAUAUAGCCGAUCUGGUAUUUACAAUAUCAUCUCUUUGCCGCUCCUUAAGCCGGGAGAUCGAAGCAAGCGGCCAAACGGUGGAGAAGAAUCUGGCCAAAAUGGACAUUUUUAUGCGGAAGCGUCAGACGAGACUGGCCGUAUCUGAGCAGCAGACAAUCACCCAGAAGGAGUAGCUUGAGGUGCUGGUGAAAAACUUCUUUCCGGCGAAAGAAGUGAAAAACUUCUUUUCGUACUCAUAAUGAAAGACGAGACGUACUUGAUGCUAGAAUUCAACGAAUGGCAGGGGACCGGGUACUUUACGUUCCCCAAGUAAGCGUUGGCGUCAAAUAUAUCAUUCACAUCAAGUUCUCGAAGAAGGCCUUCUCUGACAGACGUGAAGGGAAUGUCCAAGCCGCUCUUCUUUCGAGUCAUAUGAUGAACGGGGAGAUAUAUAGUACGAAGUGCUGCCGGAGUUGGGAGGGUGACGUGGUCUUUAUGCCGGACCUGGGAUAAACCCAUUAUGCCAAAAGAUCACUGGAGGCUGGAUCGGGUGAAGAUAGAUAUUGUCGCGAAGACCACCAACCUUCCCCAUCUGCACCCGAUAGAAAACUUUUGGGCGAAUGGCCAAAAUAGAGAGACAGACGACCACCAAAGCCAUGAAAAGGUAAAAUAACACGCUGAUAUACAUCUUUCCAUCGGCCAUGCUUCAGGUUCCGGCCAACUUCUGUAAGACCGCCCAGCGCUUCAUUUGCGAUACUUUAUCAAACAACUUUGCCUCUUUUUGUCGAGUAUACACUAGUUCUUCCGGCUUAUUUAAAACGUUAAGCCCUGACCGAGUUAGGGGACCAAAGAUGAACUUUUCGUCUGACUCACGUUGGUCCCUGUGGAUCAAUAGGGGACUUUUAUAAAAAUAAUUUUCCAAUUUUGUUGCUGCCGCUUCCAAUUAAAGGUUUUUUUUUUGAGCUUCAUCCAUUUAAGAAAAUCAACAUGGUGAAAUUGUGAUAUUGAAAUGUAUUGAUAUCGCGGGACAUUUUCGUUCCUUUUGCCAAAUGCGGGACGUUUCGCGGGACGGAAUCUUACGCGGGACAUUUCGUUGAAAUGCGGGACUGUCCCGCGUAACGCGGGACGUCUGGUCAGUUUACUACUAUAUUAUAGACAUGCCCCAUAUACUGACUUACUUACCCCGUGUGUAGGGUUAGUUGGUCAAUUAAUUCUGAAAUAUGAAGACGUUAAAUAGAAGAAAAAUUCAAAAUUAAUGAUUCUCUGGUUAUUUUUCAUUGAAAAAUAAGUAAACUUCAUUGCGGUACAUAACAUUCUAACGCGAAAAUUCGUGCUACAAAGUUAUAACCAAAUUUAUUCAAAAAUGACCAACUAGACCCGCCCUACUCUAUUCAUAUGACCAUCAAUAUGUGUCAUCGAAUCGAAAAAAAUGAUAAUUAGACGGCACAAUUUUUAAGGAAUAUUUCCGAAGGAGUAGAACUUUCUUUUCAAGUGUUUUCAUGUCGGUUUUAUAGGGUUUAGCAAUGUGAGAGCGGACGUUUUCAUGCUAUAGAAUUGCUUAUUCUUGCCUAUGCUCAUAUUGUGACCGUUUUCCGCUCUUCCGUGCGAAAGCUUCACUCGACGCCACUGAUAUGAAGCCAAAAUAAAUACACUAAUGUUCCGAAAUGGUUUGUUCAUCUUAUGUGAAAAUGUGGCUCUUAACGUUCUGGAUAUGCUCAAAGUAACAUCUGAUGCAGGAUUUGACUCUGGCUAGACCCUAAAAAAACUUCAAAUUCUGGAUAGUUACAUAGUUACUGAUCCAGAAUUUGAAUUUCAUAUCUGAACUGUGAUUCUGAAGACCCCAAAUCGAUAAUGAACGUUUCAAUGAGUAUUUUGAAUUUGAUUGCGUGUAAACUAAAAUCUGAAUCCUUGGAACCUGAAUAUGAAAUAUGAAGUGGAAAAUGUAAUCUGGGCAUACGAAUAACAAAAAUAAAACUAAAGAGGAAAAAUAAAUAAAUUCCAUGGGAAGAAUCCGCACAGAAUAUGAAAUCUGAAAUCUUGUAAUCUUAAUCUAGAACCAAUUGAAUUCAGAUUCUAGAUAAAAAUAAACAAAUUGCAAAUGAAAUUUAGAUACUACAUCUCUAUCUAUAUCAUAUCUAUAUGAGUCCGGAAUUCAGAUAUUUUUUUAUUCACUUGUGAAAAAUGUGGUCCGAAUACAGGUCGGACUCGAUUAUCCGGAGUAUUGAAUUUUUCACUCCGGAUAAUCGAAUCCUCCGGAUAAUCGAAUCAUAAAAGAACGAAUUUUCUCUCGGUAAACGUAAUAUAAUUAUAAUUUGCACUUAUUUAUUAAACGGUUUUUUCUAGCUUGACCCGUUUGUAUGUGUCUGACUUUGUAACUUUGUAACUUUGCCUUUAGCGCUGUACCACAUUAAUAUAAAUGUAACCCCCUUUCUGUUGACCGAAUGAUCUGAAAUUUGGAACACAUUUUUAUCUUUGGUGUCGUUUCAAAACUGCGUAUUCCAUUAUCUUGAAAAUCAUGUGACCCCAUCAAUAUGGGUAUUGAAUGAAAGGGCUUGACCAGUAGAACACAGUUAUUUAUAGAAAAUGUAAGUCAAAGAUGGAGGCCGCUACAAAAUGGCGGAUUACAUAUUUUCUCAGAACCGCUUCAAUAUGGGUGUCAAAUGAAAGGGCCUAGUAGUAGAUGACUAGUAGACAGUUAUUUAUUAAAAAUGCAAAUCCAAACGGCCGCCACUACAAAAUUGUGCCAUAUAUAUUUUUUUUCAAAACCUCUUCAAUAUGGGUAUCAACUGAAAGUGCUCGACUAGUAGAACAUAGCAGAUCAUGUAAUAUCCAAGACGGCCGCAGUCCUCAAGUACCUAAUUACUUUUGAAACAGUUUCAUUCCGCUUGACCUGUUUGUACCAGAUUAAUUGAAAUUUGACCCCUUUCCUGAUCACUGAUUGAUCUGAAAUUUGGAACAUACCUUUAAUUCUACUUAUUUUACUUAUUCACUUUUUACUUAUUUUAUUUUCUAGUUUUUAGUACAUCAUCUGUAUCAUUAGUAUACUUCUCUACAAUAAAACCCUUCAUCUUUUUUAAAUUUUUAUUUCUUACCUAACUUUCUUCGGAAUAUUUUGAUAAUGUACUGUAUUGUAUUAGUCAAAUCAUUUCAUUUGAUACCAAUAUUGAGGGGAUAAAAAAAAUACAUAGUCGACCAUUUUGUGGCGGUGACCUUUUCGAAGUUAUGUUGUUCAUAAUGUAGUGUAUUCUCCAAGUCAAGCCAUCCAGCAAUUUUUUAGCGGCGACCAAAUUGAAUUUUUCAAGAUCGUGGAAUACGCAGUUUAAUAAUGGCAGUAGAAUUAAAUGUAUGUUCCAAAUUUCAGAUCAAUCAGUGAUGAGUGAUGAGUGAUCAAAUUUCAAUUAAUGUGGGACAAUCCUACAAACACUCAAACAUACAUACAAACAGGGUAAGCUGAAUGAAACUUUUUAAAAAGUAAUUAGAUAUUUGGAUACUGCUGCCAUCUUGGAGUUGGAUUUUUCAUGAUCUGCUAUGUUCUACUAGUCGAGCACUUUCAUUUGAUACCCAUAUUGGCUAUUCAAUAUGGAAUUAUUAUACAAAUUAUUCAAAAUUUCUGAAAAUCAAAAAUAAAAUACUGCGGAUAAUCGAGUCUAAAAUUUCGGAAAAUCGAAUUCCGGAUAAUCGAUUCCGACCUGUAAUUCAUAUCGAUCUCGAAUUGUGGUCUCCUGAACGUAAAAUUGAAAAUAUCGAUGUGGAAUAUUCCUGAAAUUCGGAUUCAAACAUUGAAAUUUGAAUCUGUAAAGUGAGUGUCGAAUUACUUCAAUUUUGGACAUACAACCAUUCUUUAAUUUGUCAAUCCUUUAAUGUUGCAGAUAUAACCAUCAAGAUGUACUCAGAAAUUUGAGCCAGCAUUACGUAUCUGAAAUCCGCAUCCCAAUAUACAAUCUGAAAUAUGAAUUCUGAAGUAUAAAUGUAGAAUCUGAGAUUGAAAGUUGUGAUGUGGAAGGAAGUCUUUAGUCCAAAAUCUGAAUGUUGGAUUAGGAAUCUGAAUAUUAAAUUGAAUUGUAAUAUUCAUCGGAUACUGAGAUGUGAAUGUUAAUAUUGUACCGUUUUCCAAGUUCAAAUCAGGUAUCUGAAACUGAUUCGUAGUCAGUGAUCUGUAACCUGGAUAUGGAUUUCCAAAAUAUAAAGUUGGGAAUCUACAUUCUAAAUGUAGAGAAAUAUGGCUCAGAAUCUGGAAUAUAAAACCUGUAGUCUAAGAUGGGAAUAUGAUUCUCGAAUCCGGACCCGUAUCAAUCUUUAAUCUGAAUAUGAAAUCUAAAAUCUAAAAUUAACGGUUUUUCGAGGGGAAACAAUUCAGUAAUAAUCCGAACGAUACCAGAUAUUGAGAAUAUCAGAUCCAAGCUGUAAACGUCUCACAAUAUUUAAACAUUAAUCAAAAUUAAAACUCUUCAAAAAGUUUUUAUUUUAUUUUGUUUAGUUGUCAGUACUUUUUUUAAUUCCAAAUGCUCAAAUGCUUCAUUUGAAAUUCUAUCAAACAACAUCGUCUUUAGACGACGAGCAUCGAAAUUUUGUAAUCUGGUUCAUUUUAUUGCAUGACUCGCCCUUAAAACAAUUAACUUCAAAAAUGACUUCUUUGAUGUUUGCGAAGCAAAUCACUUGAAUGCACUUAUGAUUGUGAUUGGCCGAAUGUCAUCAUUUGAAUAUCUCAGUGAUCUCGUGACACUACAAUAGAUCAAACUACUAGGGACCAUAUUUCGAAAUACUCAAAUUUUGAACGUCCCAUACAUUGAAGAUUUUUUUUUGUUUUACUCAUUUAGUGGAAAUUGCAAGAAGAAAAUAAAUGUGUCCUAUAUAGGAAUGAGACGAUGUGAUAUAUUGCAGUGACUCAUCAUGAAUGUAUGGCGAUGUGUGUAUUCGUGCUCAAAUUCCUCAACAAAUCUAUCUUCAAUAUUUCAACCGAUUGGUUUCGUUAUGAUGUUGAUAUCGAUGCAUACAAUAAUGAGUUCCAGCAGGCAUCAGCUAAUAACGAUUUUAUUUUACUACCAACGCGAUCCAACUUCUUUUCCAACAAUUAAGUUGCCAUUAAAUUAGGGAAAGCUUCCAUACAAGUCUGUGACUAAAUUAUUAGUGUAAAUUUAUAUGAAGCUUUAUUGUGGGCUUAGAAAGUGAUUUUUUUUAUAAAAUUGUGAAAAAAUAGAACAACAAACACAAAAAAAUAAAUGGAUGUUAUUAUAUAAAAAAAUAGUCCAACGCGAAAACAAAAACUGAACUUUCUUAUAAGUGUAAAACGAGUUUAUAAAAUGAUAGCAUAUUUUAAUGAUCUUAUCAGAACAAACCAAAAGGGGAAGAAGAAGAAAAAUUGAAAAAAAAACACAAGUGGAAAUUGACAGUCUAAUUUUAUGCAAGUAGUUUAGAUAAAGUUCCAUUGGGUGGACGAACAGAAUCGAAAUAUUACAAGUUAUACAAUAAAGAAAAAAACGAGCAGAACACUGCAUAGGAUCAAUGAACAAAAGCAGGAUAGUCAAUGUUGAGUAGACAAAAAAAAUAAACUUGCUGUAAUGAGUCAAAACCCGUUUAGAACUUUCAUUGCAACAAGACAUACUAAGCAAACCCUAACAGGAGAGGUAAAAAGUAACUACUUAUGAAAGCUCGAGUUUAGGAUACCCAUGUGAGGCAAUUUUUGGACAUUAUUACGUAGAUACAACCCCGUAGCUCGUCGGUGCUAGAUCGGGCACCAGCCAGAGAAAUUAAGAAAUGAGAAACAACAAUUUUAAAAGCGAAUAAAUUCUAGUGUAAUUGUUAUGAGAAAGCAUGUCAGACAUGAGUUUUUCUUAGUAAUUUAUGAAAAAAUUGAAAUCAAACCAAACAAGUUAUGUGUUGAAAGACGGAAAUAAAAGAAAUAUUGAAAAAAAAACAACUUGAACCGAA
Molecule: messenger RNA, 18995 nt
Organism: Toxorhynchites rutilus septentrionalis
Lineage: Eukaryota; Metazoa; Arthropoda; Insecta; Diptera; Culicidae
Gene: Shal
Product: potassium voltage-gated channel protein Shal
Exons: 11
Coding region: 3210-4850 (546 amino acids)
Biological process (GO): protein homooligomerization; potassium ion transmembrane transport
Cellular component (GO): membrane; voltage-gated potassium channel complex
Molecular function (GO): protein binding; A-type (transient outward) potassium channel activity
Source: RefSeq, a predicted model, not a curated record